AUGGAAGUGGCUUUUACAAUUUCUCCAGGUGAGCGGCAGCAUGUGGAGUAUUUAGCGGAUCUCUUUGCUGUUAUUGUGGCGAUUGAAAAAAUUGAAAAAGCAAUGCUGCGAGAUCUCAUUACCCAACAACAAUACGAUACCACCAUUCAUCGUUUAUUAGAAAAGUAUAAAUCCACCGUUUCUCAUCUUGAACAGGGAAGUAAUCCUUAUUAUACCACGAUUGACUCCUUUUGGGAGAAUUACGGCUCCAAGUGCCCAGCGGCCCGCACACGUAUUCAACUUGGCUUUGAAGGGGCAAAACAACAACAACAAGAACAACAACAAGCAGGUCGUGUAAAUCCACGAUUAGUGUUGGAAUGUGGACAGUAUUUUAUUACUUUAAUGGAUUCUCUUAAAUUGCAGCAAACGGCAGUGGAUCAACUCUACACACUUCUUACAGAUCUUAUUCAAGGAUUAAAGAGAUUGAAUGUAGAGGAACAGGAUUUCUUUCAACGGCUUCUCAUGUGGAAAAAGAAGUUAGAUACGAUGAAUGCCUCAGAUGAAUUGAAUGAGAAGGACACAAGGGAGUUUGCCUUUGUGUUAGAGCGUGGUUAUCAGGCUUUUCAUGGAUAUCUUAGUGAGACAAGUGGAAGUGUAGUGUCAAGGUCAUAA
Messenger RNA from Trypanosoma theileri, 651 nucleotides. Its product is annotated as vacuolar protein sorting-associated protein-like. Gene Ontology annotation, cellular component: ESCRT I complex. Gene Ontology annotation, molecular function: protein-containing complex binding. The transcript has a single exon. Lineage: Eukaryota; Euglenozoa; Kinetoplastea; Trypanosomatida; Trypanosomatidae. The record is from RefSeq and is a predicted model, not a curated record. Bases 1 to 651 code for a protein of 216 amino acids. Gene Ontology annotation, biological process: protein transport to vacuole involved in ubiquitin-dependent protein catabolic process via the multivesicular body sorting pathway.